AUGGGGACUGCAGCGGCGGCAGCGGCGGCGGCCGGGGAGGGGGCGCGCAGUCCGAGCCCUGCCGCUGUGUCGCUCGGCCUGGGCGUGGCCGUCGUGUCGAGCCUGGUGAACGGGUCCACGUUCGUGCUGCAGAAGAAGGGCAUCGUGCGCGCCAAACGGCGAGGUACCUCCUAUUUAACAGACAUUGUGUGGUGGGCAGGCACAAUUGCAAUGGCUCUUGGCCAGAUUGGAAACUUCCUGGCUUACACAGCGGUCCCCACGGUCCUGGUGACUCCCCUGGGUGCCCUUGGAGUGCCGUUUGGGUCCAUUUUAGCCUCUUAUCUUCUGAAGGAAAAGCUCAACAUCUUGGGCAAGCUGGGGUGUCUGCUAAGCUGUGCAGGUUCUGUUGUGCUGAUUAUCCACUCCCCGAAGUCCGAGAGUGUGACCACUCAGGCCGAGCUGGAGGAGAAGCUAACCAACCCAGUGUUUGUGGGCUAUCUGUGCAUCGUGCUCCUCAUGCUACUGCUGCUUAUCUUCUGGAUCGCGCCAGCCCAUGGGCCCACCAACAUCAUGGUCUAUAUCAGCAUCUGCUCCUUGCUAGGGAGUUUCACUGUGCCUUCCACCAAGGGCAUCGGGCUGGCAGCCCAAGACAUCUUCCACAACAACCCGUCCAGUCAACGGGCCCUCUGCCUGUGCCUGGUGCUCCUGGCCGUGCUCGGCUGCAGCAUCAUCGUCCAGUUCAGGUACAUCAACAAGGCACUUGAGUGCUUCGACUCCUCCGUGUUUGGGGCCAUUUACUAUGUUGUGUUCACCACACUGGUCCUGCUGGCCUCCGCCAUUCUCUUCCGGGAGUGGAGCAACGUGGGCCUGGUGGACUUCUUGGGGAUGGCCUGUGGGUUCACCACUGUCUCUGUUGGGAUUGUCCUUAUACAGGUGUUCAAAGAGUUCAAUUUCAAUCUUGGGGAGAUGAACAAAUCUAAUAUGAAAACAGACUAGAAGGUAACAGGGGGUUGGGUGGCUCAAGGAACAGGAAAUGGAUGUGGUUUCUGGUCCUAAUUUGAUGUGAAGUAGUAGAGUCCCUAAAUUGCUGGCAUUAGAGUUGCCUGUGUAUUAAUGGGUGGUCUGGUGGACAGUGGGGAGCAUUGUCCAGCGCCAGGGUGGGGCCCAGUCCUCUGUAUUCUGAGGUUGCUAGAUGAUUGCCUGGGCGUUUUCUCUGUCUGAUGAGAGGAAUCUCAUGCUCAUUGCCAUUAACCUGGAAGCUUUCAUGAAUACUCUUUCCUUUUAAAACAUUUUAACAUUUGAAUAGGAAAUAAAGAUGAGCUCUUUCUGAUUAGUCUUUGCAGGGGAGCAGAUAGUCUUAUUUAGAUAACUUUGGGAAUGGGAGAAAUUGUUGUCCUGAGAUCCAACUCUGUACAGUAAAUGUGUCUGUAGUUGUAUUAUUUUUCAUUAAGCAUGUAUAACAUUCAGGUACCUCAUCCAAAUAAGAGGUGUAUACAUGUAAUUGUUUUUAAUCCUCUAAUGAGCUAACUCUCCCACACGCCACUCCAAGACAUUUUAAUUGCAAACAGAGAAGAGUGAAUGGAUAUGAUGUAGUGUUCCAUUUACAGGAUGACUUUCAAUAGCUCAAAUCAAUUUCAGUGCCUUUAUCACUUGAACUAUUCACUUAAUUUAACUAUUACUGUGUGUAUGUUCUCUUAGAUUAGAAUAAUGCCACCUCCUUGAUUAUAUGUUAAUAUUUCACUAUUCAAAAUAUAAAUGUGUAAAGGAGUUAGAAAUAACAGUAUAUUCAUUUGUUGGAAGAGAGUCAAGACUGAAGACAUAUUAGAGCAAGUUGACCCUUUUAGCAUGUAGUUAUUGUUCAGUUAAAGACAUCUGACUUCAGUAGCAUGAGGUAUUUUAUUUGCAUUCAAUCUCUGUAACUGGGAUCCAAUAUUGGAUAUAUCCAUGUUCUCUUUCAGUAAGCCUUUUGACUACUCAGAGGAAAUAAAUUAUUUAACUUGAUAAAAAGGCUGUUAGAUGAGGGGGUAGCUGUUCAACAGCACAUAUAUUGAAUUCCCUGUAAUACAAGAACAAGUUAAAGGGCACAGUUAAGCUUAGGCUAGUUUCUACAAAUUGGCACACACAUAGUGAGUUUUCAAAAGAAUUUCUAGCAAAAAUAAAAACAACUUAGCCAACCUCCCUGUUGUUUGAGGUGGCAGAGCACCCUAUAAUUUCUCACGAAACCUCUCAUUGAACUUCUGAAAUGCAAAAUAGCCAUUAAUUAUGCCAGUAUUUGGAUCAAAGAGAUCAUUUGUCUGUCUAUAGUAACCUUCCUUGUGUAUUAAAUGGGAACAAAGCACAAAGUGAUGCAAAUAUUUCAUCAAGAUAUCAUGUACUUCAUGUGUAAUGUUUUAUCUAAAUAGGAAACUGUGCCAACUUGAAAGAUGGGAUUGGCUAAAGUAGAUUGAGUGACGUAGAACAUGAAAUUUAAUAAUAUCCAAUUAAGGUUAGUCACUAAGGAAAAAAUGUGUUUUUCCAGGCAAAAAGAACGUUUGUAAAGAUCCAAGAGAGAGUUCCCUAAAGUGUUGAACAAAGGGGCUAAAUAAAAAUAGGAUAGUUUAACAUAGAACAAAGGAUACCUUUAUGAGUUAAGAGUGCAUGUGGUAAUCAUGGGUUGUCAGUGAUUUGUGAACUAAGAGAAGCAACAAGAUUAUUUUAAAGUUUUUCAAAAAUCAUAUGUUAACUGAUGGUUAAUAAAUGCUCAAAAAGUCCAUUACUCUUUUUAUCAGCUCUUGAAAGUUUGUUUUUUUUAUCAUCAGUAUUUUUAGGAAUGCAGGCCUUAAUUUAUUGAAGUGAACUUUCUGAAAAUAUAGUAUAGCAAUGUCAAUAUACUUUUAGGCAUGAAACAGUCUCCUAGGUAAGGAGUUUGAGAUAUUCAAAGAAUACUUGUGGCCAUAGGAGUCUAAUGAGAAAGUUCAUGUAUCAUACGGAAAUUAUCAUGUUUAUUUUGUUAGAAUUUACAUGUGAAGCUUAGUUUAAGUGCAUCUGUUGGUGUUCCCUAUUACAGUUAAUCUACGGUUAUACCGUGGAUUCUCAGAGGUGAUAUUUCCUGGAUGAUCUUCCUAUGAUUUUUUAGAGGAAAACAACAUCUCUAAGUAUAGCUUGUCUCCACUUGAAGGUCCCAGAACAGUUAGCCUGUCCCAGGUUUAUAUCUGUUCACAGAUGACUUUGGCAGGGUGUUCCUUUCCGUGGAACGAAGUUCAUAUCAUUCCUUGUAUUUCAAGAGUGUGACUCUAGCCUCAAAGUAAUUGACGUGACCAGCAGUCUAAUAGCCUGAUUUUCAAGUUUGACUUAGAGUAUAUAAUUUCUGAUUUAAUAGUAUUUAUUUUACAAAUUCAUGUUUUCAUAAUUUGUGUGGAAUUGCAAAGAAAAAAAUAGUAAAAAGUUAGAAGUGAGAGUUUUAGGGGAGAGCCCCCAGAGUGGGGAUGGGUCUUGUAUUGGUGUUUCCAAAAGUAAAUACAUGUGACACAUUUCAUUAUAGUAUUCUUUGGGUUCUAUUUCUGAUAAAACUAGGAAAAAUAUGCCCAAUGUCUACUUGUUUUCAAGCCUCCUCUAAAAUCAUAUGUUUCUGAUCACAAUUUGCACAUCUAUUCUGGAUACUUAAAUAGGCCAUUUCUGUCCUCUCCUACUUGGACAAUGCCUUGUUUUCUCAUCUGAAUCUUUGCAUUUAAAAAGACUGCUUCCUUUUCUGCUCUUUGUGCAAGUGUAGGGCCUGUUAAGAAUUAUAAUCCAAACCCAGCACUGAGACCACUCUGGGUGUUUUGCUGUUGUGCAGAACCAUUCCAUCUCUGUGGAGAAGGUUCUGGAGAGGAAGGGCAGUCUGCUUUCUGCCACACAUUGGGCCAGAACUGCCCACAGCUGGGACUUCAGGGAGGAAUCAUCACUCAGAUGUCAUUUCGGUCUUUUCACGUUAGAAUGUUAGUGAAAUAUACUUCGCUGCUCUUGGUUCAGCAAUAAGAAAUAUUCUUUCAAUUCCUACUUUUGAAACCAAUUUGUCAUAUUCACUUUCAUUUCCAGAAGUCCAUUCCAGCAGUAGUAGCUUGGUUUUUGUUCUUUUUCUCUGGGUUUUGUGUCUGGUAGAAGAGAGUGCUAUUAAAAUGUAUAGUCACCUCUCAUCUUUCUUCUUCCUUGACAGCUCAUCUCUUUGUAAAUACUGUACUCACUUCUAGAGGCCAGUUCCUAGACAUCUGUAAAGUGCUUGAAAUGCAGUGUCUCCAGGUAUGGACAAGCAUUUCAGUCCAUGGAGACCAAGGUGUUAAUGAGCACAGGCCACUGCUGUGCUGCCUAAUUCUUUUUGGGAGAUGUUACCUCUCUUUUCCAAGCUGCACAACUAAUCUAGAAGAGUGGAGAAAGUGCUCCGAUGGUCUACAGAGCUACGCCCAUUGCUAUUCUCUGAUGCCUACUUGAUCCUGACUUAGGCUGAUUGAGUAGGAGCCUUGAAAGAGAAGAACUCUUCAGUUUAGAUGUCUUCACAACUGUCUAAUUGGCUCUAAGGGUCAGAAGGAGUUGUCCUUCUUACUGUGUCUAAUAUCAAGAAAGUAGUUUACCCAUCAAGCAGGAUUAGAUGGAAUCUUGGUGUUCUGCCUUCUCAGGGACCAAAAAUGUAACAUUAACUCCUUAGCAAUGACCUUCCUCCCAAGGACAUGUCCGUGUUAUUUUUUGUAUGUUUUACUUAUAUUCAUAGCUAGAGGUCUGUUAAUUUGAAUUGGAAAGAAAAAAGAAUCAGUUUGCACACCAGUCACACCAUAAACCAGUUUAUCAUAUAAAAUACCUCAAUUUUCUGUAUUCCUCACUUCCGCCUCACAGUUGUACUGGUGAUGAAUUUUAAAGGUCUAUCCUUAUAGGCGAUUUUUCACACCUGGCCAGAUUCUUAUACCUCUAUCAUAUACUUGAAAAGAUUAAGAAUUAUAGGAAUGGAAAUGAGAAUUUGGCCCAAUAUCACUACUCGUUUAUUUUCAUACACAUUUCUCAAAUGCUAUUACUGCAACAAAAGAAUUAUAUUUUAAGAAAAUGUAACUUUAUGUUACAUCAAAAAAAAUGUUGAUGAGUAAAAAAGUUGAUACUUAGUAGAACAAUGAUCAUGUAAAUAAACAUCUAUUUCAAAUGUACCCAAUGUGAUAAAAAGCAUAGUCUAGGGCCCAGAGCAUGAGCUGGGGAGAAGGGUUUAUUUGUUCUUUUCUCUAUUUUUUCUUGAAUUGUGCAACUAUAGGUGAGUCACUUAACCUUUCUGUGCCUCAGUUUCUCUACCUCUAAAGGGGUGGGAUGGUUCUCCAAAUUGACUGUUUUAGAGCGCUCACACUUUUACUGUGUGUUGUAGCCUCAGGUGAGAGCGUCCUGUGCAGGACUGCUCUGGAGUGAGCAGUAGAAACUCAGCUCAACUGGGCGUCCUGUCUGCUCAGGACUCUGCGACAGACACACAGCUUCAAGCACUGAGUAAGCAAAGGAAGCACUGGGUGUAAAGUUUGCAUGAUUCCAUGAAGCUUUAAUUUUCCUUUUUUUGUUUUAAAAGGAAGGGUUUUAUAUAUUCUAUUAUAAAAUAUAGAAACUAAACAGGGAUUUAACAAAGCUGCACUGAAAGAACACAUUCUGAUGGUGUGAUGAGCUUCUCUGACAUUCUGGAUAGGUUUCUGUUCUGCAAAAGAUUCAGUGACCGGUGAACCAGGUUGAUUCUGUUGUGUUGAAUUUGUGAUGAAUGAUGCUGAACUUCCUGCUUCCAAGCAACUCAACCUUAACCAUGAACUACCAGGUAAAUGUCAGGAGCUCCUAAACCACUAGUGCCAAAGGGUCACGUUGAAAAGUUUAGAGUGUAUCUUUUGUCAGAAUAUAAUUUGCCCCACACCCCUAUGUCAGUGUUUUUGCACCUUGGGAAAAUUUAAGGGUACUGUUUUUCAGUAGCAUCUCUGAGUGUUUUUGCCUUUUUAAACGAUACCUGUUACUUUCUUGUAAAAUGGAAUAUAAUCAUGAAAGAGAGGAGGAAGACUAGAUAAAAAAUGUAAAAUGUUGAUUGGUUGCAUAAAAGUUUUUUCAUGUAAAUGUAUCAGGGGAGCUUCCAAUUAGCAUACAUACACAUAUCUGUCAAUGGCUAAGAUUUGCUUAUAUUUUGCUUUAUAGAAGUAGUCAUAGCAUGUUGUAAUUGCCUUAUGUAAAUAAAAAUGGCUAUUUAUUAAGUUUUCCAAUA
This is a messenger RNA of Equus quagga, 6196 nucleotides long. RefSeq names its product NIPA magnesium transporter 1 (gene NIPA1). The transcript is spliced from 5 exons. Gene Ontology annotation, cellular component: membrane. Gene Ontology annotation, biological process: magnesium ion transport. NCBI's taxonomy places the organism in Eukaryota, Metazoa, Chordata, Mammalia, Perissodactyla, Equidae. The record is from RefSeq and is a predicted model, not a curated record. Gene Ontology annotation, molecular function: magnesium ion transmembrane transporter activity. Bases 1 to 975 code for a protein of 324 amino acids.